Molecule: messenger RNA, 4935 nt
Organism: Ctenocephalides felis (cat flea)
Lineage: Eukaryota; Metazoa; Arthropoda; Insecta; Siphonaptera; Pulicidae
Gene: Gyc32E
Product: guanylate cyclase 32E
Exons: 36
Coding region: 1-4935 (1644 amino acids)
Biological process (GO): cGMP biosynthetic process; protein phosphorylation; receptor guanylyl cyclase signaling pathway
Molecular function (GO): ATP binding; guanylate cyclase activity; peptide receptor activity
Source: RefSeq, a predicted model, not a curated record
AUGGACCAGCUGAACCUUCACUCUGGCAAAUGUGUUGAGGAGAAACGUGAUGUUUUGACAUUGGUAUUGUUCUACCAGUGGGCGAUCAUCUGUAUCAAUUUUAUACCAGUGUUGACUUUCAACAAAUACUCUUGUGAUUCAAAAACAUUACAGAAAGGCAAUUAUUCUCAAGACGAAAAUUGUGAAGUAGUGACUAUAGGAUUUUUGGGAGCUUAUGGCCAAGCACAGGUGGCGCUUGGCGCAUUCCCAUUGGCGGUGACGGCAGUCAACGAAGACCCGGAGCUUCUUCCGGGCCGAAAGCUCCACUAUGUGGCGCGAGAUAUCGGCUCGCAGCCCGGAAGUGAAAAAGCUGCACUGGCCAUAAGAUAUAUGUCAGAAAUGCGAGAGAAUGGAACCUUAGCAAUUAUUGGUUUGGAUGACACUUGUUCAACAGAAGCACUUGUGGCUGCCGCAUGGAAUAUUCCUAUACUGUCAUAUAAGUGCUCUGACACGGAAGUGUCCAACAAGAAGGUUUAUCAAAGUUUCGCUCGCACUCUUCCGCCUUCAUCAAAAGUUUCGAAAAGUGUAGUUUCGCUUUUGUUGGCUUUCCAAUGGACCCGUAUUGUCGUUGUGGCGGGCUCGAGGCCGGCUUGGGGCAGUGAACUCAAGGAUGCCAUCAAGGAUAUUUGCAUGUACAAUGACAUUACAAUCGCAGCAACCAAAGAAUAUACCGAUUAUAUACCCCAACAUAUACAUCAGAUGGAAAAUAUUGUGAAGGAGACUUAUAGAAGUACUAGAGUGUAUGUUUUUCUUGGUGAACACAUAGCUUUAGUGGAUUUUGUUCGAUGUUUGCAAGCAAAACAUUUGUUGGAUAAUGGAGAGUAUGUUGUCAUAUCUGUCGAUAAUGAAAUCUAUGAUCCACGACAUAAAGAAACAUUCAUGCAAAGAGAUUACUUAGACCCUUACUUGCAAAACAAACAUCUCUCGCCAACUGAUGUUAAAGGAUUUAGAUCAGUAUUAAAAUUAACGCCAUCGCAUCCAAGAAAUCCAAAAUUUCACGAGGUUUGCCAAAAAAUCAAGAAACUAUCGAUAAAUCCACCAUUUUGUGUUCCGUAUCAUGAAAAAAUAUUCGGUAGCAUAUCAGUGCCUAUUCAAGCUGCCUAUUUAUACGACGCGGUUAUCAUUUAUGCCAGAGCCCUUACCGAACUUCUCCGAGAAAAUCGCGACCCUAAAAAUGGCACUGCUGUUUUGGAAAGAAUUUUAAAUCGAUCUUAUACUUCGAUACAAGGAUUUGAUGUAUUUAUAGAUAAAAACGGCGACGCCGAAGGCAACUUUACAUUAGUCGCUCUAAUGCACGAUAAACAGAUGAAAGACCACAUAAAAAUGAGCAUGCAGCCUGUGGGAUGUUUUCGAUAUAAUUUAAAAAAUGAAUCUCUGCGAAAAAGUUGCAAAGGGAAUGAGGAUGAUUGUGAUAUUCCUGAAUUUUACUAUUUAGAUGAAAAUAAGCCGAUACAAUGGCUUGGAGGUUCCGUACCGUUAGCAGAACCCCCAUGCGGUUUUACUGGUGAACGAUGUGGUUUUAGGGCAGACCCUAGAUUGGCCACAGUUGGAGCAUUUAUUGCAGGAGCUAUUCUUUUGGCUGGAAUCUUCCUACUUAAGCAUUACCGAUAUGAACAUAAGCUAGCCUGCCUUCUCUGGAAGAUCGAUAUGAAAGAUGUAACAGUGAUUCCUACAGAGAGUGUGGAAACUACAAUAAGAAAUAAAAGCUUGAAGUGCUCUGACACGGAAGUGUCCAACAAGAAGGUUUAUCAAAGUUUCGCUCGCACUCUUCCGCCUUCAUCAAAAGUUUCGAAAAGUGUAGUUUCGCUUUUGUUGGCUUUCCAAUGGACCCGUAUUGUCGUUGUGGCGGGCUCGAGGCCGGCUUGGGGCAGUGAACUCAAGGAUGCCAUCAAGAAAAAUACUUUUCAGGAUAUUUGCAUGUACAAUGACAUUACAAUCGCAGCAACCAAAGAAUAUACCGAUUAUAUACCCCAACAUAUACAUCAGAUGGAAAAUAUUGUGAAGGAGACUUAUAGAAGUACUAGAGUGUAUGUUUUUCUUGGUGAACACAUAGCUUUAGUGGAUUUUGUUCGAUGUUUGCAAGCAAAACAUUUGUUGGAUAAUGGAGAGUAUGUUGUCAUAUCUGUCGAUAAUGAAAUCUAUGAUCCACGACAUAAAGAAACAUUCAUGCAAAGAGAUUACUUAGACCCUUACUUGCAAAACAAACAUCUCUCGCCAACUGAUGUUAAAGGAUUUAGAUCAGUAUUAAAAUUAACGCCAUCGCAUCCAAGAAAUCCAAAAUUUCACGAGGUUUGCCAAAAAAUCAAGAAACUAUCGAUAAAUCCACCAUUUUGUGUUCCGUAUCAUGAAAAAAUAUUCGGUAGCAUAUCAGUGCCUAUUCAAGCUGCCUAUUUAUACGACGCGGUUAUCAUUUAUGCCAGAGCCCUUACCGAACUUCUCCGAGAAAAUCGCGACCCUAAAAAUGGCACUGCUGUUUUGGAAAGAAUUUUAAAUCGAUCUUAUACUUCGAUACAAGGAUUUGAUGUAUUUAUAGAUAAAAACGGCGACGCCGAAGGCAACUUUACAUUAGUCGCUCUAAUGCACGAUAAACAGAUGAAAGACCACAUAAAAAUGAGCAUGCAGCCUGUGGGAUGUUUUCGAUAUAAUUUAAAAAAUGAAUCUCUGCGAAAAAGUUGCAAAGGGAAUGAGGAUGAUUGUGAUAUUCCUGAAUUUUACUAUUUAGAUGAAAAUAAGCCGAUACAAUGGCUUGGAGGUUCCGUACCGUUAGCAGAACCCCCAUGCGGUUUUACUGGUGAACGAUGUGGUUUUAGGGCAGACCCUAGAUUGGCCACAGUUGGAGCAUUUAUUGCAGGAGCUAUUCUUUUGGCUGGAAUCUUCCUACUUAAGCAUUACCGAUAUGAACAUAAGCUAGCCUGCCUUCUCUGGAAGAUCGAUAUGAAAGAUGUAACAGUGAUUCCUACAGAGAGUGUGGAAACUACAAUAAGAAAUAAAAGCUUGAUUCAAGUAUGUAGACACAGUUGUUUGCAACUAGCUCCUGGCAGUGGACAAGAUACUGCAACAAAACGUGCUUAUGCAUGUAUUGGACUUUAUAAAGGAAAUAUCGUAGCAAUAAAGAAAAUUUAUAAAAGAUCUGUGGACAUAACGAGAUCUAUUAGAAGCGAAAUGAAACAAAUGAGAGAAGUACGACACGAUAAUUUACUUCCAUUCAUUGGGGCGAGUGCCGACCCGGGUUCAGUUUAUUUAUUGACUGGAUAUUGCGCGCGAGGCUCUCUCGAGGAUAUUCUCGCUAACGAAGAUUUGCAUCUCGAUAAUAUGUUUAUUUCGUCCUUAGUCAGCGAUAUACUGAAAGGAAUGAUAUAUUUACAUGAUAGUGAAGUUAUUUCACAUGGAAAUCUGCGGUCAAGUAAUUGCUUAGUGGAUUCAAAAUGGGUUUUGCAGAUAGCAGAUUUCGGUCUUCAUGAAUUUAAAGCAGGCCAAGACGAGCCUGAUCAAAAUGCCAAAAAUAUAAAAAGGGCGCUGUAUCGGGCACCUGAAUUACUCAGAGGUGAGUUUGUUCCAGCAAGAGGAACUCAGAAAGGAGACGUAUAUUCAUUUGCAAUUGUCUUGUACGAAAUUUUAAGUAGAAAUGGUCCUUGGGGUUCCUUAGAAAUGACAGAUGAAGAAAUUGAGAGUAAAGCCAUAGAAAUCAGUGGUAUGGUAUUGCGACCACCAAUUCAUAAUUUGGCAGUCGAAGGAUAUGUCCUUCGAUGCCUAGAAGCAUGCUGGGAUGAAGAUCCUGAUUUAAGACCAGACAUUCGAUUCGUUAGAGUGAAAUUAAAAGAAAUGCAGGCUGGAUUGAAACCAAACAUAUUUGAUAAUAUGCUAGCGAUCAUGGACAAAUAUGCAUAUAAUUUGGAAGGUUUGGUUCAAGAAAGGACAAAUCAACUGACAAUUGAAAAAAAGAAAACAGAAGCGUUGUUACACAGAAUGCUACCAAAAACAGUGGCUGAAUCGCUCAAACGAGGUGAACCAGUGCAGGCUGAGAGCUUUUCCAGUGUCACCAUAUAUUUUAGCGACGUAGUCGGUUUUACUGAGCUAUCAGCUCGUAGCACUCCUCUCCAAGUCGUAGACUUGUUGAAUGAUCUUUAUACGUGCUGUGAUUCUAUAAUAUCACAUUACGAUGUGUACAAGGUAGAAACUAUAGGUGAUGCUUACAUGGUAGUUUCAGGACUACCUGUCAGAAAUGGUAUUAGCCAUGCAGCAGAGAUAGCUUCUAUGGCUUUGCACAUUUUGGAUCAAAUCAGAACUUUGCCAGUUCGACAUCUUCCUGGUGAAUUACUACAGAUUCGAAUUGGAAUUCAUUCAGGACCAUGUGUGGCCGGAGUAGUUGGCCUGAAGAUGCCUCGAUAUUGCUUAUUCGGAGAUACCGUAAAUACAGCAUCUCGUAUGGAAAGCACAGGCGAAGCUUUGCGCAUUCACAUUUCUGCUGAUAGUUUUAGAUUGCUUGAAGCUUUGGGUGGUUUUCGAUGCGAAGAAAGAGGAUUAACGUUUAUCAAGGGAAAAGGAGAAUUGCGAACAUAUUGGCUCCUAAGUGAAAAUCGAGACAGACGUUUAGAAAGAAUAAGACAACGAAUGGUUAAUGGAAUUCCAGAUGAAGAUUUAUUACACAACGAACUUCCUCUAGAUGCCCCUGAUUUAAUUUUGGGUUCCACUACUGGACUGAGUCCAGGACAUGUUUAUUUGAAGCAACUUCAUCAGAGGGCAAGAUUGUCCUGCUCCGCUUUGUAUGCGCAGGAUUUUAAUCGCACAACUAUUAAUGGAAAAAAUCCAGAGACCCGCAGAGGUCACAGAUCUGCACCUGCAAUAUCUUUCAUGGACGUACCAGAUACUUCCCGAUUUAAGACAUUUUUUUAUUAA